GAAGCUGGAAGUGACGUCAUCCCCUGCAAGCCGGUGGUGAAAGAGUGUGCCGCCUUUGUCAUGCUGCAGCGCAUCCCCAAGGAUGUGAUGGCAAAGACAGGGGAGCCGCUGUCUGUACAGAAGGACUCUGCUGAGUGCGUUGGUGAGAUGGUUGUGGACGCUGGGGUAGCGGGUAUAACGCCUGCAAAUUUGUCUGAGGUGCAGGUUCGCCUUACAGUCCUGGCUAAGGGUGUUUCCCCUCCUGUGGUGGUCCCGCUAGGCCCCGCCCCUUCAGGGGCAUGGUGGCCUCUGGUGUGCAACCAGCAGGUCCCCCGGUUUCUCCUCAGGGGGCUGCAGGUUCUCAGGUCCAGGCUCCUGUGGGUCAGGCUCAAGUGGGUUUUUCCUGCUGGUGUGGGUGGUCCCCAGCCCCAGGCUCCCCCAGGUCCUGGCUCAUCUGCGUCUGCCCCUUCAGUUGCUGCUGCUGGUGGGGCGGCUUCCCCUGGUCAUCCCCCUCGGUGGUGAGUGCCCCUGGGGCUAGAUCGGGGCUCAGUUACUCCGCUGCAGUUAGGGGAGGUCAGGGGUCAGUGGGAUCGGCCCGGGCAAGGGCAGGUAAUCUACCCACUUCCGCCGCGAGGCGAAAUGUUGUUCAGCUCAAGUGGUCAGGGGAGGGUCCCCCCCUUAGCAGGAGAGAGGUCAUAGACCAGAUACUAGAGAUGGGCUUCCGUGUCAUGGAUAUUUUUGCGUUUAUUGCUCCAGUUGGUACUGGAGAAUAUGACGUGUCCUUUAUGCGGCCGGAAUUGUUGGACCUCUUUUGACAGAGGUAUGAAGCCACCUUUGUCAC
Messenger RNA from Staurois parvus, 820 nucleotides. Lineage: Eukaryota; Metazoa; Chordata; Amphibia; Anura; Ranidae. The record is from the annotation of a GenBank genome assembly.